GCCGAGCGCCCACAAGACAGCCUGUGAUUGGUUCUGCGUUGUCCCGCCCCUCGCUGUGUUCUGCGUGCGCCUGCGUGAACUGCCCCGCCUCGGCCCGGAAAUCUGCGUCACCAGAAGGGCAGUUAUAAACGCCGCAGCAAGGGGCGGUGCGUCUCUCUAGCUUCCUUGGCAUCCACCUGUAUCUAGAGGUAGGUUUGGCCGCUGUGGCCGCUCGUUAUAUGCAUGCUGAUGAUGGUCGGGGCGUUGGUUGAAAAUCACCCCCGGUUUUGGCUGUAGCCGGGAGUGAGAUGCGGCGCCCAAAGCCAGCAGGGGCCUCAGCUCACCGCCCACUGCCUCGUGUGCGGGGGUGAAACCCAGGCCCCGACAGGUGGAGUAGCCCGGGACUCCGGUGCGGCCGUCCGCAUGGUCUGGCUUUCGACCCCUAACUCUACUUUCUAUCCACAGGACCCUGGUUGUUUCCCGCCUGACGCCGCCGGGACCAAAAGCAAAAGGAUUUGGUUCUUACAUAUUGAAUAAAGAAGCUGUGUAUCAAAUUACCCGCGUGUAGAUGUUCCUAUGUUCCGCAUAUCAGGCUGGGGGGGGAACCUUACUGGGAUUCCACCUCUUCCCAGGCUAGCUCAACGCAGCUUUGGACACACAAGGGUAGAAUUUUGGAGGUUGGCAGGUGGCGUCUUAACGCCCUACACCCCUUAAAUGGCAGACCCAGGUUGAGAAUACUGUUCUCUAUCCGUGUCCUAGACUUCACCUCCACAGUGACAGGUAAAGUAGCCUGAGCUAAGGGGAGGCAGCUGGGGCCAGCAAACCAGUAGUACAAGGACAGCUGUGUAGAAUUCAUGGCUUAGCACCCUGAAUUUUGGGCCCUAACUGAAGAGACCCAGUGUGUCAAAAAGUUUUAAGUUCCUAGAAGUCCUGCCACCUGGGCAGCUGUAUGUGAGAGGGGAGGGGAGCAAUCCCUGUGAUCUUGUUGAAGCCUUGACUUUGUGAUAGUAGGUCCCAGAAGUUUGGUUCCUAGUCUGAUGGUGCCUGGGGAUCAGCUGUCGACCAUCCCCAUGGCAGGGUGCUCUAUAGACUUGCAGGUCAAGGCUGCCCUCUCCUUCUCAUGUGCUCAUUCAGAGAGGGGAGCAAGAGCUAAGUGAUGCAGGAUCCCAGUGGGCCCUGGACCAAGGCUGUGAUUGGCCUGAGCUGGACAAUGCCACUGUGAUGUCGGCCCACACCCACUGUGAAAUGCAGGCUCCUGACCCCUGAGGAUCAGUAGAGCUGCAGUCAAGACAGAUCAUGAGUGGCGGGUAUGAUCUCAACCUCUUCGCCAGCCCGCCUGACUUAAACUUCCUGUGCUCUGUCUGCCAUGGAGUUCUCAAGAGGCCAGUGAGGUUGCCAUGCAGCCACAUCUUCUGUAAAAAGUGCAUCCUCCGGUGGCUAGCUAGACAAAAGACCUGUCCGUGCUGCAGGAAAGAGGUGAAAAGGAAAAAGAUGGUCCAUGUGAAUAAACUCCGGAAAACCAUUGGCCGUCUAGAAGUUAAGUGCAAGAACGCUGAAGCAGGCUGCUUGGUGACAUGCCCCCUGGCCCAUCGCAAGGGGCACCAAGACUCAUGCCCAUUUGAGCUGAUGGCCUGUCCUAACGAGGGCUGCACUGCACAGGUGCCUCGUGGCACCCUGGGUGAGCACCAACAGCACUGCCAGCAAGGUGUCCAGCAGCGCUGCUCUCUGGGCUGUGGGGCCACCCUGGGUCCAGCCCAGCGUGCUAGCCACAACUGCUACCGCGAGCUGCGUGAGGCCUGGAGCCAGCGCCAGGAGCGCAGCCGGGUCCUGCUGUUGCACCUCCUGCAGCGCGUGCGCCGUGUACACCGGGCCACCAGCCUUGUCCGUCGGCAGCUGGCCCAGCUCAGCAAAUUCCUGGAAGAAGAUGAGGCCCUGCUCAUGGGUGCCCCGCAGGAGGCAGUUGAGGGUGCCCCAGAAGGCAGUAUGGGGGCUGAGGUCUGGGGGACCCAGGGCUAAGUUACC
Messenger RNA from Nycticebus coucang (slow loris), 2001 nucleotides. RefSeq names its product ring finger protein 151 (gene RNF151). The transcript is spliced from 4 exons. The record is from RefSeq and is a predicted model, not a curated record. Gene Ontology annotation, biological process: tumor necrosis factor-mediated signaling pathway; protein K63-linked ubiquitination; regulation of canonical NF-kappaB signal transduction. Bases 1276 to 1995 code for a protein of 239 amino acids. Gene Ontology annotation, molecular function: ubiquitin-protein transferase activity; zinc ion binding. Gene Ontology annotation, cellular component: plasma membrane signaling receptor complex. NCBI's taxonomy places the organism in Eukaryota, Metazoa, Chordata, Mammalia, Primates, Lorisidae.